AUGCAACAAAACGCGCUGGUUGCCCUCCUCAUUGGAAUCACCUUGGUAGUGAUUGGUACAGGAUGGGCCGGCCACUGCAUCUAUGACAGACAUGUCAGACUUGGAAUCAAAAACGACCGCGCCCACGUGCAAGGUCAAAACGGGCCUCGAGAUCUUGAGAGAGGACACGGAAGCCGCCACAUACCUGACUACACGCACGAUGCAUGGAUCCGGCCCUCGCGGAAACAACGGACUCCGUACAUCGCAAAACCCGGCUAUGUUACGUACAAGUUGGUCAAUAGGGGUGUGAAUACGGACUGGACUCAGCAUGACAGUCGACCGCAUCAGGAGGAUAAAAAUCCCUUUUAUCGCAAAGGUUCACCAGCGCCGAGACAGAAACAGCGGAAACAGCAGCAAGGCUAUGGAAAUAAGAGCCAGGGGAAAAAGAAGCAGAGGUGGAAGAACAAACAGAACAAGAAAAACCGCCAGAACAAUCAAGAUCAUUCAUACUGGGGGAACACCAACAACUAUCAAGGAAACCAGAACGACACAACCUGGGAAAACACUAACAAUAACGAUAAUAAUGACGGAGGCGGUUAUCAGAAUGGCAAUGCCAACCAGUCCCACAAAGGCAGUUCAUCCCAGAAGGAAGACAACCCGGAUGAAUGGCGGCCGAAGAGCAAUCAAUCCAGGAAGAGCCACUCACAAAAUCAAGAUGGAUCAGAUCGUCAAUAUUCCAAAAACAGCUGGGGCGGCAACCGCAACGAAAAUGACCGACAGUCACAUCGAACCAGCCGAGGGAUCCCUCAGCGUCGUCAUAGCCUUAUGAAUUAUGGCGAUGCCAUGGACUCACAAGUGGGUUGGGGCAGUAAGAAAGAAGAUGGAGGAGAGCCAGAAGUCGUAUGGUAG
Penicillium cinerascens is the source of this 888-nucleotide messenger RNA. RefSeq names its product serine-leucine-rich repeat protein. NCBI's taxonomy places the organism in Eukaryota, Fungi, Ascomycota, Eurotiomycetes, Eurotiales, Aspergillaceae. Bases 1 to 888 code for a protein of 295 amino acids. The record is from RefSeq and is a predicted model, not a curated record. The transcript has a single exon.